AUGUUGAAGCGACAUUUUGCAAACAUCCUUUUAUUUAUUUCCCUUUCAAACAUAAUAACACAUGUAAAAAUAAUUAACGGAGAAGUGAAGUAUGGACGUCCAGAAGAAAUGAACAAAGAUGUGUCUGGAUUUUUUGGAUUCAAAUGUAACUUUUCAAGCAAAGGGGUUCAUAGUCUAGAACCGGAUUUAGCAGAAAAAAGAUCCUUAGUGUGUAGUAUAAAUUCUUAUUUUAUUUAUGACAAAAUAAAAUUAACAAUUCCAAAAAAAGUAUCUGGGUCUAAAUUUAAAUUAUUACCAGAAAAAUGUUUCGAAACUGUGUAUACAAAUUAUGAAAAAAAAACGGAAGUGAAUAUAGAUAACCUGGGGUUAGUUGAGUAUGAAGUAAAAGAAGAUGAUACAAAUGCAGAUUUUACAGAAAAAAUUAUAACAAUAUCUCCAUUUAAUACUAAAAAUGUUGAAUUCUUUUGCAUUUGUGAUAAUACAGAGAAGGUUGUCUCCAAUAUAGAAGGAAGGGUUGCACUGGUACAAAUAAAUGUAUUGAAAUAUCCUUAUAACAUUACAUCCAUCAAUUUAACAAAAGAAACAUAUCCUUAUAUACCUAACAUGAUAAAUAAAACUUCUUUUACGUUAAAUAAAUUCUCCAUGGUAUUAAAUGAGGGAGAGUUAGUUGUUUUGGCUUGUGAAAAAAUAGAUGAUAAAUGUUUCAAGAAACCAAAAGACUCUUCAUCUUUAUACAAAAGUAACAAAAUUGUAUACCAUAAAAAUUUCGCCAUAUUUAAAGCACCAUCAUAUGUAAAAUCGGAAGAUGUAACGGCUGAAUGUUCAUGUAAUGUUGAUGACACUAUUUACACACUUACAUUAUCACCUGUGUAUAAUAAAAAGGUUGUUCAUGGAUGUAAUUUUUCUUCUGAUGUAACUACAUAUGAUUUUACUAAUCAUAUUGACAUAGAUGCAUUAGACGAUAAUGCACAAAUUACAUGUAAUGUAGAAUUAACUGAUACUGCUUAUAAUCACUUAAUUGGAUUAAGCUGUCCAGGUGAAAUCUCCCCAGAAUGUUUUUUUCAAGUAUAUGAACAAGAAUCACCUGACUUAGUACCAUCCAAAAUUGUUUAUCUAGAUGCACAAUUAAAUAUUGGAAAUGUUGAAUAUUUUGAAGAUAUCAAUGCAGGAAAUACAGUUAAAAUUUUUGCUCUCGUUGGAAGUAUACCUAAAACUACUUCUUUUUCGUGCAUCUGUCGAAAGGAAAAAAAAGUUGCAUAUGCGUCCUUUAAAAUAGCUUCUGGUUAUUAUGGAUAUUUGGCCAAAAUAUUUAUAUUCUUAGUUGUCAUAGUGCUCUUAUAUAUUUGA
Plasmodium gonderi is the source of this 1347-nucleotide messenger RNA. RefSeq names its product 6-cysteine protein. NCBI's taxonomy places the organism in Eukaryota, Apicomplexa, Aconoidasida, Haemosporida, Plasmodiidae. The record is from RefSeq and is a predicted model, not a curated record. Bases 1 to 1347 code for a protein of 448 amino acids. The transcript has a single exon.